AUGAACUUAGCUGGUUAUAAGCAAAUGGCAACAACAGUCAUGAUGCACUUGAAGAAAAGGCCUGUUAGUACAAGCGAUAGUGAUAUUGGUUUAGAUGGCGAAUGGGUCGAUCCUCAAGAACAAGCUAAGCCUGAUGCUACAUUGGAUAGAGCAUAUGAAUGCAUUGUGUCUGAAUCACAAUUAAGAGAAUUAGAGUAUCCUUUACCUGAUUUAUUAGAAAACCAGGGAGAGGGGAUGUCUGUCAGUACAGUAGGCACUGUGCAUGAAUGCGAUCGAUGUCAUCAUGAAUAUUUGAUCAAGGCUGUCUUGAGUACAGAAGACAUGGAUGCAUGUGUAUAUCAUCCCAACCGUAUUCGUAUUUUGAAAGUGGAUGGUCUAAAAGAGAAAGUAUAUGGAUGCUGUCAGGAUCCUUUAGGCAGCCCUGGUUGUACAAGAGGGCCUCAUGUCUACAAGGACACUGAUCUCCACAUACUUCAUCAAAAGAUUCCUUAUGUCAAGGCACCUGCUAAAUCCAGCACAAGUAAACGCAUUGUUGCUUUAGAUUGUGAAAUGGGUUAUACAACAGCUGGGAUGGAAUUGAUUCGACUAACCGCAGUAGAUGAAAAGAUGAGUGUCUUGAUUGAUGAGCUUGUGCUUCCCUCAAGCAUGGUGAUUGAUUUGAAUACACACUACAGUGGUGUCAAGACAUUGGAAGGUGUCAAACAUGAUUUAGACAGUUUAAGAAAUGAACUGUUCAAGUAUGUAGAUCAAAACACAAUCAUUGUAGGACAUGGUUUAGAAAAUGAUAUGAAUGCAUUAAGAAUAAUACAUACAAAUAUCAUUGAUACAGUGGCAUUAUUUCCACACAAGAAUGGCUUACCUUAUAGAAACAGUCUUCGUAGUUUAUCAUCAACUCAUUUAAAGAAGUUUAUCCAAACUGGUAGUGAAGGACACGAUUCAUUAGAAGAUGCAAGUAUUUGUAUUGAAUUAUUACAGCAUUACAUUAAGCAUGUCAUUGAUAAAAAGAUCAAGGUAUAA
Messenger RNA from Gilbertella persicaria, 1017 nucleotides. RefSeq names its product ribonuclease H-like domain-containing protein. Gene Ontology annotation, cellular component: nucleus. Gene Ontology annotation, molecular function: exonuclease activity; nucleic acid binding. The record is from RefSeq and is a predicted model, not a curated record. The transcript has 2 exons. Bases 1 to 1017 code for a protein of 338 amino acids. Lineage: Eukaryota; Fungi; Mucoromycota; Mucoromycetes; Mucorales; Choanephoraceae.